Messenger RNA from Stomoxys calcitrans (stable fly), 1093 nucleotides. RefSeq names its product clavesin-2. The transcript is spliced from 5 exons. Gene Ontology annotation, cellular component: membrane. The record is from RefSeq and is a predicted model, not a curated record. Gene Ontology annotation, molecular function: phosphatidylinositol bisphosphate binding. The coding region runs from base 82 to 978 and encodes 298 amino acids. NCBI's taxonomy places the organism in Eukaryota, Metazoa, Arthropoda, Insecta, Diptera, Muscidae.
ACUUCCAAUCAUAAUCCAUCUCAGUCAAGCAGUAAGGGCAUAACAAAGCGCAUCACAUUCGCUUAGAAAACUACCUCCAAAAUGUGGGAUUUAUUCAAACUGGAAGAGCAAUAUUCACGCUAUGCCGAAUUGAAAGAUGAAGAAAUACAAAAAUUGGUGCAAUGGCUGCAUGCCCAACCACAUAUGGCCAAAUUGACGGCGCAGGAAGCCAUGCUGUUCUUUUAUGCCUGCCACUGCAGCAUGGAAUAUACCAAGCAAGUGGUGGACACCUAUCUAACAUGUCGCACCCAUGUCGAGGACUUUUUUGGUAAUUUGGAUAUGGAACGAGCCGAUAUGAAAAGAGCCAUGAGAACAGUUGCCUGUUUUCCUUUGCCCCAGAGGACUCCCGAAGGCUAUGGCGUUAUUAUGGGGAAAUUAAUCGAUACAGAUACUGGAAAUUUUAGUUUUGCUGAUUCCAUGAAAUUAUACUGCUUGAUUCAAGACAUUUGGCUGCAAGAGGUUGGUGUCUUACCUGGCAUUGUGUUUGUAUGCGAUUUCACCGGCUGUACUUUGGGCCACAUAGCACGCAUCGGAAUUUUACAAAUGAAAAAAUUUCUAUUCUAUCUGCAGGAAGCCAUACCAGCUCGCCUCAUUGGUCUUCAUUUCAUCAACAUUGUUCCCUUUAUCGAUAAACUUUUGGCCAUAAUGACGCCCUUUAUGAAAAAAGAACUUAUGGACAUGUUUCAUGUGCACAGUAACAUAGAGAAGUUUCAUAAAUUUGUACCUCAAAAAAUAAUGCCACAGGAAAAUGGUGGCAUGGAAAUGCAUUCCAAGGAUUUAAGAGAGAUUUACUAUCAAAAGCUGCGUGACAAUCGCCUGGAUAUCAUCGAAUAUGAUCGCAAUCGCCGCAUUAAUGAGAAAUUGAGGCCGGGCAAGCCCAAGAAUGCCUCUGAUCUCUUUGGUAUAGAGGGAAAUUUCAAGAAAUUGGAUAUUGAUUGAAGAAGCCAUCAACUAAAAAUAGCUCGAAUUAAGAAGAAAUUAUUAUUUUGCGGAAAAUUAUUACAAAAAAUGUAUUAAGGUGAAAGUAAAUGUUGAUUAAAGUAUAGAAACUUCA